Molecule: messenger RNA, 1500 nt
Organism: Ipomoea triloba (trilobed morning glory)
Lineage: Eukaryota; Viridiplantae; Streptophyta; Magnoliopsida; Solanales; Convolvulaceae
Product: tobamovirus multiplication protein 3
Exons: 11
Coding region: 128-1006 (292 amino acids)
Source: RefSeq, a predicted model, not a curated record
ACCACCAAAAUUCAAUACGGGCUUUCUCGCCGGCCGUUUUAAAGGGACCGAAAAAGUUAAAAAGGGGGAAGAAAAUAAAAAAUAAAGAGGAAAUAAAUCUGAUCGUGAUCGGAGGUUGCAGACGGCGAUGGGGCGGGCAGGAAUGGCGUUGAGCCCGUCGGCGGUUGUAGCGCUCGACCUCAAAGAUGCCAGAAGCUGGUGGGACCACGUCAAUGAGUCUCCUCUCUGGCAAGACCGUAUCUUCCACGCACUCGCUAUUCUCUACGGAUUCGUCGCCGCCGUUGCUCUUGUACAACUUAUUCGCAUUCAAAUGAGAGUGCCCGAGUAUGGUUGGACCACUCAGAAAGUUUUCCAUUUUCUUAAUUUCUUGGUGAAUGGAGUUCGUUCUUUGGUAUUUGCUUUUCGUCGGGACAUCCAAAAGUUGCACCCUGAGAUUAUGCAACAUGUUUUGCUUGAUAUGCCAAGUCUUGCGUUCUUCACAACCUAUGCAUUGUUAGUGUUGUUCUGGGCUGAAAUAUACUAUCAGGCACGAGCUGUAUCUACUGAUGGGCUCAGGCCUACUUUCUUCACAAUUAAUGGUGUUGUUUAUGCUAUCCAGAUACUUUUGUGGUUGGUUUUAUGGUGGAAGCCUAUGCCAGUUUUGGUCAUAUUGUCUAAAAUGUUCUUUGCAGGUGUUUCCUUAUUUGCGGCCCUGGGCUUUUUACUUUAUGGUGGAAGGCUUUUCCUGAUGCUGCAGCGGUUUCCUGUUGAAUCAAAAGGAAGACAAAAGAAGCUACAGGAGGUUGGCUAUGUCACAACAAUUUGCUUUUCGUGCUUCCUCAUUAGAUGCAUAAUGAUGUGCUUCGAUGCAUUUGACGAAGCAGCGGAUCUAGAGGUUUUAGAGCAUCCUAUUUUAAAUUUAGUGUAUUACUUGUUGGUGGAGAUAUUGCCAUCUUCCCUUGUCCUUUUCAUAUUGAGGAAGUUGCCUCCAAAGCGCGGAAUCACCCAGUACCACCCUAUUCGCUGACAGGUUGGACGGUGAGGUGAUUAAUGAUGAAACGGGGUGAGAUAAUAGACUGGACUUGGCCUUUUAUGAUGCCUAUCUUACUUGGAAUGGAUUGGAUUGCCUUUUAUGAUGCCUAUCUUACUUGGAAUGGAUUGGAUUUAAGCGCAAUCGAUCCAACACUAUGCUCUAAGCUGCCAAUUUGUAGAUCCAUUUCAAGUUAUGUUCAUUUUUGUAUGUUUGACUUGUUUAAUAUUCUCCCCACGUGAGGAAACAAAAAAAAAAAAGAAGAUAAAGAAGGAAGAUAAUUGCUCCUGUUGCUUUAGCUGUAUCGUUCAUUGUUCUCUGCAGUCUUUUAUCUAAUCAAAGUUUGUAUAGUGGAUUGAUUAUAUUCUUUUCAUCAAGGAUGUCACUUUCCUUCUUGUCUACUUGCUAUCACAGGAUCAUUUCUACUCUACUUUGUGUAUGUUUAUCCAAUUGUUUUACCUUGAAUGAAGUAUACAAGGUGGAUUGCUGAA